Messenger RNA from Zea mays, 1652 nucleotides. RefSeq lists its product as uncharacterized. Gene Ontology annotation, molecular function: ubiquitin protein ligase activity. Lineage: Eukaryota; Viridiplantae; Streptophyta; Magnoliopsida; Poales; Poaceae. Gene Ontology annotation, biological process: protein ubiquitination. The transcript has a single exon. The coding region runs from base 112 to 1386 and encodes 424 amino acids. The record is from RefSeq and is marked provisional.
CUCUCCAACACCACAGCUAGUAGCUGUGCUAGCUGCAUCUAUAUAUCGUCACCAGCAACGCCAUUGCUUGUAGCUCGAUCGCGUCGUUAGGUUUGUGUUGUUAGCAUAGUGAUGGAGGAGGACCCGCAGCCGCAGGUGGAGGUGCCCUGCUACUUCCUGUGCCCCAUCUCGCUGGCCAUCAUGCGAGACCCCGUGACGCUCCCCACCGGCAUCACCUACGACCGCGACGGCAUCGAGCGCUGGCUCCUCACUGCCACCACCUGCCCGCUCACCAAGCAGCCCGUGCCGGCGGACUGCGACCCCACGCCCAACCACACGCUGCGCCGCCUCAUCCAGUCAUGGUGCGCGCUCCACGACGCCGACAGCGCCGACCGCGUCCACACGCCCAAGCCCCGCGUCGACCGCACCGCCGUCACCGCGCUGGUCUCCCGGGUCCACUCCGCCGCCACCGGGUCGGCGCCGCCGCAGCGCCCACAGCUCCUCGCCGCGCUGCGCGAGCUCAGGGACGUGGCGGCCGAGAGCGACCGCAACCGGAAGCUCGUCGCCGCCGUCCCAGGCGCGGUGGACGUCCUAGCCGCGGUGUUCGCGGCGUCGGCCAACAAGUCGUCGGAAGGCACAGGCACCGCCGAUGCCGUCCGCGACGAUGCGCUCGAGGUCAUCGCCUUGCUCCCGGUCCCCGAGCAAUGCCUGCGCCGCCUCGAGGAGACGAACGAGGCGCUGGUCUCCGCGCUCGUCUCCGCGCUGCAGUGGUCCAGCGCCCCGUCCAGGGCGCGCGCAGCGCUGCUCCUGGAGCGCGUCACGGCCGCCCUGCCGCCCAGCCGGCUGGCAUCCCUCCCGGAGCAGGUGUUCAGGGAGGCCGUGGAGCUGCUCCGCGACAGGCCGGUGUCCAGGCCCGCGACCAAGGCGGCGCUGCAGGUGCUGGUGCGCACGGCAGCGUGGGGACGCAACCGCGUCAAGGCAGUGGACGCCGGCGCGGUGCCCGUGCUCGUCGACAUGCUCUUCGACGACGGGGCGGAGCGCCGCGCGUGCGAGCUCGUCCUGGCGGCUCUGGACCGCCUGUGCGGGUGCGCGGAUGGGCGCGCCGAGCUGGUGGCGCACGCCGCGGGAGUGGCGGCCGUGGGCAGGAAGGCGCUGAGGGUGUCGGAGGUGGCCACGGACAAGGCAGUCAGGGUGCUGCGGUCCGUGGCGAGGCACGCGGGGACGUCGGCGGUGGUGCAGGAGAUGGCGCAGGCCGGCGUGGCGGCGAUGCUGUGCGUGGUGGCCCAGUCGGAGCAGUACGGCAAGAGGACGAGAGAGCGCGCGCGGGAGACGCUACGGCUGCACGCGAGGGCAUGGCGGACCUCGCCGUGCUUGAAUCACCACCUCCAGGCCGUGUACCCUUGCUAGAAGCACGCCAAUAUUUGCUCGAUCACGCAUGCAUAGGGGUGGAUAUCGAGCCAGCUCGGCUCGUUAUGGCUCGGCUCGUUCUGGCUCGUUAUUGUAACGAGCCAGCUCGGCUCGGCUCGUUAUACUAACGAGCUAAACAGCUGGCUCGGCUCGGCUCGUUAGGAAGCUCGAGCCAGCUCGUUAGGCUCGCGAGCCACACAACUAAAUACAAAGAUCUAUGUACAUAAAUAUAUAUAUAUAACCAAAAAAUCAUAUUUUAAGUGUUU